This is a messenger RNA of Theobroma umbraticum, 931 nucleotides long. It is a transcript of the gene PRA1.G2, whose product is annotated as prenylated RAB acceptor 1.G2. Gene Ontology annotation, biological process: vesicle-mediated transport. The record is from RefSeq and is a predicted model, not a curated record. NCBI's taxonomy places the organism in Eukaryota, Viridiplantae, Streptophyta, Magnoliopsida, Malvales, Malvaceae. Gene Ontology annotation, cellular component: endoplasmic reticulum; Golgi apparatus.
AUCCCUAUCCCUCUGUUUGCGUAUAGUUCCAAACAGGAGUUUGAAAGGAAGCAACAAACAGAACCCAAGCAAACCGUCCCCAGCCACUUUCAACGGUUCUUGUUGCCUUGUCCUCUCCUCGGACCAAAAUUUAACGAGAUGCAGAACCACCAAUCAGCGCCCGCCACGUACACCACCAUCCCCAUCUCUCUUUCUCACGUCAAUUCUCGCUCCCUUCACAAUCUAACUGCCACCCUCUCCCGCCACCUUCGCCCCUGGCCUCAACUCCUCGGCUCCGGUUCCCGAUCCUUCUCCCCACCCAACUCCUUCCUCUCCCGAGCCCCCGCCAACUUCCGCUAUUUCUCCGCCAACUACUCCCUCGUCGUUGCCGCCACCUCGGCCCUCUCCCUCAUCGGUUCCCCUCUCUCGCUCCUCCUCUGCUGCGCCGUCUUCGCUCUUUGGCUCCUCCUCUUCUUCUUCAGAGAGGACCCACUCGUGCUCUGGGGCCAUUGCGUCAGCGAUCGCCUUGUGCUCUUCUCUUUGGCUUUCCUUUCCGGGUUGACUGUCUGGGUGUGCGGCGUCCUCCAAAAUUUGGCUUUAGGUUUAGCGAUCGGGGUCCUUGUCUGCGGGGUCCAUGCCCUUCUUAGGAACUCCGAUGGCCUCUUUCUCGAUGAGAACGACGCCGUUUCUACUGGGUUGGUCCGCUCAACAUCUGCUUCCCCCUCUCCGAAUUAGCAGGAAUUUUGCCUUUUCUUUCUUUAAAAGGGUACUGGCAAGGGUGGGAGAGAGGUUUUGAAUUUUGAUUGACAGGUUUUGGUUUUGGUUUUGGUUUUGGUUUGGUUUGGCUUGGUUUUUGUAUGUUGUUGUUGGUAGUUAGUUUGGUCAUAGAUUCUCAGACUUUGCAUUGGAUUUUUUAUUUGAAAAAAGGUUGUUCUUUCUGGGUUUCGUUCAA